Batrachochytrium dendrobatidis JAM81 is the source of this 399-nucleotide messenger RNA. RefSeq lists its product as uncharacterized. Lineage: Eukaryota; Fungi; Chytridiomycota; Chytridiomycetes; Rhizophydiales. Bases 1 to 399 code for a protein of 132 amino acids. The transcript has a single exon. The record is from RefSeq and is a predicted model, not a curated record.
AUGCAAACAGUUGGAAUUUGCACAAAAUUGUCAUCAGAAAUAAUUCACUGGCAGUACGAAGCAAUAGAAGUCUUGAAUGCGGAUCUAGAAACACUCAAAGUUAAAAUAACUAAAAAGAAAGCAGACAUAAAACAACUUGAAAAGGAAAUAAAAGAACUGUUGCUUAUGAUUGAAGAUCUCAAUCAAAACAUCCAGAAACCUGUUAAACAUCGUAGCAGUGUUCCUCGCGCCAUGGCUGCUAAACUGGAUUUAUAUCAAAGCGAUAUGGGUGAAUGCCAAAAAGCUCUUGAUGUCAUGAACAAUGAAUUGGCAAGUCUGUACACUCUGUGGCAUCGUAUUACCAAGGAAAUCAAAGCUAUCCAGAAUGGUAUGCAUCGAAUUAGUAUGGUAGAAGACUAA